This is a messenger RNA of Mucor mucedo, 453 nucleotides long. Its product is annotated as protein-tyrosine phosphatase-like protein. NCBI's taxonomy places the organism in Eukaryota, Fungi, Mucoromycota, Mucoromycetes, Mucorales, Mucoraceae. The record is from RefSeq and is a predicted model, not a curated record. Bases 1 to 453 code for a protein of 150 amino acids. Gene Ontology annotation, biological process: protein dephosphorylation. The transcript has 3 exons. Gene Ontology annotation, molecular function: protein tyrosine/serine/threonine phosphatase activity; phosphatidylglycerophosphatase activity; phosphatidylinositol-4,5-bisphosphate 5-phosphatase activity.
AUGUUUGGAUUCUUAACAGGUUGGACAUGGUUUAACAGAGUGGAUGAUUUCAUUAUUCUCGGCGCUUUACCCACGCCAUCGCAAAUCAAACAGCUGCAUAAAAAUGAAAACGUCGAUAUUGUCAUCAAUAUGUGUUCUGAAUUUCCUGGCUAUGAGAAACUUUAUAAAGACUUGGACAUUAUUCAAAUAAGGUUGGAAACGCCUGAUUUCUGUGUUCCUUCGCUGGAUUCCAUCCAAGACGGUAUUAAUGAAAUAGUCAAACUAAAACAGAGAAUGCCAAAGAGCAACAUAUAUUUACACUGCAAAGCUGGUAGAGGUAGAAGUGCUGCCAUGGCAAUGUGUUAUUUGCUGAGAACAUAUCAAUUGGAUUUGGCUGAGUCGCAGAAAAUCUUGUUGGAGAAAAGGCACCAGGUUAGUUACCAUUUGGCAUUGUGUAACAUGCACCAACACUAA